AUGGAAACAGAAGAUCAAAAACUAAAUAUAGUGUCAGUUUACUCACCUGAAGACAAUAAACCAAAACAAGAAAGGGAGUCAUUCUACGAUCAACUCCAAAAUACAAUUCAAUCAUUGCCAAGCGAUCAACAAAUAUUAAUUCUUGGAGAUUUCAAUGCCCGCAUCGGAAAUCAAAUAAUCCCUGGAAUCAAGCAGAGGUUUAAUGAAAAUGUACUGAACGACAAUGGAGAACUUAUGAUCGACUUAUGCAGAUUCAAUGAACUACGUAUUAACAACACAUUCUACGACCAUAAAGAGCAACACAAAUUCACAUUUAGCAAUACUAGAGGCCACAGAUCUACAAUUGACUAUAUUGUUACAAACAGAUAUAUACAUCCACUUCAAAUAUUAGAUAUCAGGACGCUGAACUCAGCCGAUGUAGGAAGCGAUCACAGUCUGUUACUUGCAAAAAUCAAAUUAAAAUUUAAACCUCAUAAGAAACUAGGACAAGCAACUCAAGAAGUUAAGAUAAACAUCGAAUCGCUAUGGGACUUGUCGAUUAAAUAA
Molecule: messenger RNA, 546 nt
Organism: Sitophilus oryzae (rice weevil)
Lineage: Eukaryota; Metazoa; Arthropoda; Insecta; Coleoptera; Curculionidae
Product: craniofacial development protein 2-like
Exons: 1
Coding region: 1-546 (181 amino acids)
Molecular function (GO): catalytic activity
Source: RefSeq, a predicted model, not a curated record